Molecule: messenger RNA, 2144 nt
Organism: Podospora pseudocomata
Lineage: Eukaryota; Fungi; Ascomycota; Sordariomycetes; Sordariales; Podosporaceae
Exons: 3
Coding region: 395-2131 (578 amino acids)
Biological process (GO): secondary metabolic process
Molecular function (GO): CoA-ligase activity
Source: RefSeq, a predicted model, not a curated record
CUCUCAUACCUAGGUAACAUGCCAACAUCAAUAGCUCAACAACAUUAUCCACAGGCCCAGUAAACUCGUGAAGCAUCAAAACGUUCCUGAAAUUUAACCAGGACCACAUCUUCAGCUGCCAAGGUCGUUCACUUCCCCAAGUUGUCAAAGCUUGGAGCCGGCUCGUCGAUCCCCCGCAUCAGCUUUGGCUGACCCCGACAAUGAACCGAGGCUCGUCCCGCUGAUUCCCCUGUUACCCCAGGUUUUGUGGCUGCAAGGAUGCAAUCCAACUGGGAAUAGUGUCGAUUUGACACCUGCCCCGCUUCUCGGAUAUAUUGACGUCUCGGACGUAGAUGCUCUCUCUGUCUUGAACAGACCAAUCUGUACAGCUUCCCACCAUCAAUCAAACAUCACAAUGGGUAGCAUCGUCGAGAAAACCAGGGAUGGGACCAUCUACAAGGCUGCCACCAACGCGGUGCACCCUGAGCUUGACCUCUUGACGUUUCUCUUUGAUUCACCACACACCCUGGCCGAGAAAACUUCCAUCCUCCACGCCGACGCAGCAGAUCCAGACAACAACCAGAUAACCAAAUCUCAGCUACGCACCCUCGUCAAGUCAACAGCCUCCAUCCUCAGAAACGAGUACGGCAUCGGUGCCAACGGCCCCAACAAAGAUGUCGUCCUCGCCAUCUCCACGGGACACUACCUCCUCCCCUCUCUGUUCUACUCCACCAUCGCCGCCGGCGGCGUCUUCUCCGCCUCCAACCCCGGCUCAACCCCCAAGGAACUUGCCGCCCAGGUCAGCCAAGUAGGCGUCAAAGUCAUCCUCUGCAACGCAGACACCGAAGCCACCGCCGUAGCCGCUGCUAAACUCACCGGUCUUGACUCCCGCAACGUGGUGGUUUACUCCUCCCUCCCCGGCGGCUCUCUCGUCUUGACCCCAACCAGCUCUUCCACCCCCCUCACCUCAUCUGGCUCCCUCUCCUGGGCUAAAAUCACCUCCCGUCAUGUCCUCGACAGCUCAAUAAUUUGCCUCCUUUUUUCUUCAGGCACCACCGGCCCCCCAAAAGCGUGUAAACUAUCCCACACCAACAUGGUCGCCGAGGCAGCACUGGUCCUCUCCCCCAACCGGGACUUUUACACCCGCUUGAACUUGCCGCUGGUGUACCGAACAGUUGCCCACCUCCCUGCCGCGCAUAUUGCGGGAAUUCAAGGCUAUUUUGUCAACCCUUUCUACCUAGGGGGGACGGUGUACUGGAUGAGGGGAUUUGAUUUCCCCUUGUUUUUGACUUACAUGAAGAAGUAUCAAGUCACGCACUUCUUUUCUGUCCCCCCGGUUUUCUUGCUGAUUGCAAAGUCGCCGAUGGUGACAGAUCAGCUUGCCACGGUGGAGCAGGCUGUUUCUGGGGCGGCGCCGAUGGGGAGGGAGCUGCAAAUCGCGGCGAAGAAGAAGUUGGGAGGGGGCAGGUUGGGGAAGGGGAGGUUGGUGCAGACUUGGGGCUUGUCGGAGACGACGGGGAGUGUUACUGUUUUGAAUAUGGGGAGCGAGUUUGAGGAUGACGAGAGUGGGAGUGUUUCUGCUUUGGUUGCGGGGAUAGAGGCGAGGAUUGUGGAUGAUGAUGGGCGGGAUGUGGAGGUGGGGAAGGAGGGGGAGAUUUGGGUUAGGGGGCCGAUGAUUACGAAGGGGUAUUGGGAGAAUGAGGAGGCCAAUAGGGAGGGGUUUGCGGAUGGGGGGGUGGGGAGGGAGAGGUGGUUUAGGACGGGGGAUGUGGCUGUUUAUAGGGGAGGUUUGUUUUAUGUGGUGGAUAGGAAGAAGGAACUCAUCAAAUACAAGGGCAAUCAAGUCGCGCCUGCGGAGCUGGAGGCGCUGCUGAUCAGCCACCCCAAGAUUUUGGACGCGGCCGUGAUUGGGGUGGAUGAUGAGAAGGAGGGGACCGAGGUGCCGAGGGCAUAUGUGGUUGUGGGGGAUCAAAAAGGGAUUACGGGGCAGGAGAUCCAGGAGUGGGUUGCGAAGCAGGUUUCUAGUCAUAAGAAGUUGAGGGGAGGGGUUGUGUUUUUGGCGGCUGUUCCCAAGAGUCCGUCAGGGAAGAUUUUGAGGAAGGAUUUGAGAGCGUUGGCGAAGAAGCAGCAACACGGAGGGAGUAAGUUGUAGAUGAUUAGCCUCG